GCGCGGCUGAGGCGGCGGCAGCUGCGGAGGCGGUGGCUGAGGCGGCGGGAGUCUGUGCUCUGCGCCUGGCUUCUUUUCGGCGUUUUCGGGGGUGGGGAAAGUGAGGAGUGCGUUUUGCCAGAGAAGCCGCUAGACAGCGCCCCUCUUCCUUUUUUCCAAGGGGCGGAGGGGAGUUCGCGCCGUUGGGAACCGUUGGAGUCCGGCCUUCGGCCUCCGGCGUGGACUGAAGAGCCGUUUGGCUCGGCUCGGCGCGGCGUGGCUUCCUCGUAACGGGGAAGACCGUUCGCACCCUCGCUUUCCGAGGCGGGCGGGGAGCUCUGUAAACCGAACUGAGGAGAGAAUCUGAGGAAGGUUGUAGGCUGUGGUAGCCCUUGCUGCUCCCCGCUCAGGAGGCGGCCCGGGGCCAUCAGGGCGUCGGGGUUUUCUCAGCUCUCACUGGUCUUUCUCCACAGCCUCAUGGAGCCAGAGAGGGAAAGGAGCGGGAGGACCCCCAAGAAGGGCCGGAAGAGGAGGCCGGUCCCGAACAAGGUGGUCGGGUCGGCUGAGGCGAAGAGAGCCGGUUGGGAUCUUGAGGGGCGGCAGCCUGAGGCCAAGAAAGCCCGCUUAUCUACCAUUUUAUUUGCUGAAAACUAUGAAGUAACCCAUGACCAGCUAUGUGAUUUGCUGAAGUAUGCAGUUCUGGGCAAAUCCAGUGUUCCUAAACCCAGCUGGUGCCAGCUUUUUCACCAGAAUCAUCUGAACAACGUGGUGAUUUUUGUACUGCAGGGAAUGAGUCAGCUACACUUUUACAGGUUUUAUUUGGAGUUUGGAUUUUUCCGAAAGAUAUUCAGACAUAAAUUCCGCUUGCCUCCUCCAUCAUCUGAUUUUCUAGCUGAUAUCAUUGGGCUGCAUAAGAAACAAACAACUGGGGAUCUGUCCAGAGCAAUGGAAGAGUCUUUACCUUCUGCCAGCCCAAAAGUCAGCAGCAACCUACAGAAUGACCCCAUCAUUCAAAAGUACGGCUCUAAGAAAGUGGGCUUGACCAGAUGCCUUCUUACAAAAGAGGAAAUGAAAACAUACCACUUUCCAUUACAAGGUUUUCCUGAUUGUGAAAACUUUGUACCUACCAAAUGUAAUGGUUCUAUAACAGACAACAGUCCUCUCUUUGGGCUUGACUGUGAAAUGUGCCUCACAUCCAAGGGGAGAGAACUAACACGCAUCUCACUGGUUGCUGAAGGAGGCUGCUGUGUUAUGGAUGAACUUGUUAAACCUGACAACAAGAUUGUGGAUUACCUCACCAGUUUUUCAGGAAUCACCAAGAAGAUUCUUAACCCAGUGACAACCAAACUCAAAGAUGUACAGAGACAAUUAAAAGCACUGCUUCCUCCCAAUGCUAUAUUAGUGGGCCACUCCUUAGAUUUAGAUCUCAGAGCACUGAAAAUGAUACAUCCAUAUGUUAUUGAUACAUCAUUGCUUUAUGUCAGAGAGCAGGGCAGAAGAUUUAAGCUCAAAUUCUUAGCUAAAGCUAUUUUGGGGAAGGAUAUACAGUGUUCAGAUAGACUUGGUCAUGAUGCCACAGAAGAUGCUAGAACAACCCUUGAGUUGGCUCGAUAUUUCCUUAAGUAUGGCCCAAAGAAGAUUGCAGAACUAAAUCUGGAGGCAUUAGCUAGUCACCAAGAACUGCAUGCAGCAGGCCAAGAGCUGAGAAAUACAGUGGAAGUAGUUCAGCAACUAAACACAAGUGUUUUAGAAUGCUUGGACUCAGUGGGCCAGAAGCUCCUUUUCUUGACCCAGGAGGCAGAUGCUAGUGAACUUUCUUCUUCCAAAAACUGUCAAACAGUUAAGUGCUUUUCAAAUAAAGAGGUUUUUGAGCAGGCCAGAGUGGAAAUCCCCCUGUUUCCCUUCAGCAUCGUGCAAUUCUCUUUUGAACCCUUUCCACCCAACCUCACUGAGGAGAUGAACAAAAGGAUGAAGAUCAAGUGGACAGAGAUGUCAACUGUCUUUGCUGGACCAUUUAGCAAAAAUUGUAACCUUACAGCUCUAAAGAGGCUGUUUAAGAGUUUUGGCCCAAUCCGGUCAAUGACUCUUGUUCUUGAAACCCAUCAGCCACAUCUCUGUAUACAGUACGAAGUCCUGGAAGCUGCCCAGCUGGCCAUAGAGUCUUUGGAUGGCAUUCUAGUAGAAGGUACCUGCGUCAAGGUGCAGAGGCCUGUGACGGAGCUCACCCUUGACUGUGAUGUGCUUGUAAAUGAGCUGGAACAAGAUUCUGAGAACCGAGGUACAAUAUACUUGUCUGGAGUAAGCGAAACCUUCAAAGAACGGCUGUUGCAGCAGUGUAACCUCUUCCUGGGACUAGAAGCUGUGAUCUUGCCUAAAGAUCUUAAAACUGGAAAGCAGAAAAAUUACUGUUUCUUGAAAUUCAAAACUUUUGGCAGUGCCCAAAGGGCCCUUGACAUUCUCAAAGGCAAGGACUGGAAGCUGAAAGGCAGGCAUGCCCUAACCACUAGGCACCUCCAUGCAUGGCUCAGGGGAUUACCUCCUGAAUCAAGAAGGCCCCCAGGGCUUCGUGUCAUACCUCCCCCCUCGGAGAAGGAAGCAUUGCAGAUGCUGAAGGUGGACCACCCAAAGAUAGCAGCCUGGCGCUGGAGCCGGAAAAUAGGGAAGCUCUACCACAGCCUGGGCUCAGGCGCCCUUUGCCUCAUCCUGCUGCCAGGAACCAAGAGCACUCAUGGAUCGCUCUCUGGCCUAGGGCUGAUGGGAAUAAAAGACGAAGAGGAAAACACCACCCCAAACAUGUGCUCGUGAGUCUGCCCACCACUUCCCAUGUGCCAUUCUUACCGCUCGAGGGCCGUGGCAGAGAAUGUGAUCAGGCUGCAGGCACUCUGGAGGCUGCCAGGCCUCUCUGUGUAGCAGACAGCUUUUGUGGAAAUGUUGUACCAGUUAACGGAAUCUAAUCUAUUUAUAUGGCACGUACAAAUUUUCAAUAAAUGCCUAAAAUUCAAGCAUUCUUCAUCUU
Molecule: messenger RNA, 2995 nt
Organism: Vicugna pacos (alpaca)
Lineage: Eukaryota; Metazoa; Chordata; Mammalia; Artiodactyla; Camelidae
Source: RefSeq, a predicted model, not a curated record